AUGGAUCGUAAUUAUGAUAUAGAGCAAUAUAGUAAAGAAAUAAUACAUAGAGUUAUGGAAUACUCUAUUAUCCAAGACGUGGAAGAUAUACGAAAACGAGAAAAUACAAGCUGUUUAGUUUCUGAAUCUGAAACAGAUUUGGCCGAUGAAAGUGGAACUUUCGAGAGUAAUUUCAAACAGAAUAUUCAUCUAAGUUUUAAUUAUGAAAAAGACGUAGUCGAUGACAAUGAGCAAAAUGUCACCGAAUGUAUAAAUAAAAAUACCGAAUUUUCAGAAACUUCUGACGAAUGCAAUGUUACAGAACAAUCUUCUGUUAAAUUUGAUCAAGAGAAAGAACUAAAUGUUCCUCUGACUUCAGCAGAGAUCACAUCAAGAAUUUAUAAAGAUUAUAAGAAACGACCUUCGCGCAGAGCUUUUAUUGAGCUUGAGCGGUAUUCAUUAGUUUCAGAAGUAAUUUAUGAGGAAGAAGAACCUAAAUCUGAAGAUGAUGGAUCAGAAAGUGAUUGUAGCAUUCAUUCAGAUACCAUUUUCGUUGAUUAUGAAGAAUGUAAUGUUAACAUCAGCGCAACUGAUGUAUCGGACAACUGUAAUAUUGAAAACAAUGAAUCAGUAAUUGCUGAAGAAGAGAAGUAUGUUGCAAACAUGUCUCAAUUAGUAGAAAAUAGUAAAUCUAACACUUCUCUAGAUGUUAAACUACGCAAUUCAAAUUUACCAAUCAAAGAAGCGUCAAAAGUUUCUGAUGAGUUUCAUCCUUUGAAUACAUUUAGCAACGUAUUUGAGGAAGAGGAAAAUCCUCCAAAAUCAUCUGAAGUAAACAAAGAAAAUAUUACAAUCUACUUUUGACAUUGUAAAUUAUUCACAAUAUGAUAAGAAUUAUGCUGGAGGAGCAAUUGAAAUUGAAGAAGGAAGAGGCAAACCGUGCGGAUCUCUUUUUAUAUUAUUUUCGCUGACUUUAAAGUUUAUUUUUUUUCUUGUAUGAAAUGAAAAAAGUAAUCGCUACAAAUUAGAAGAUGUGGUUUUGCAUAAAAUGGUGUUGAGUGUUAUUUACAAAACUGAGAUUUAGUGACUU
This is a messenger RNA of Centruroides sculpturatus (bark scorpion), 1069 nucleotides long. RefSeq lists its product as uncharacterized. Bases 1 to 843 code for a protein of 280 amino acids. Lineage: Eukaryota; Metazoa; Arthropoda; Arachnida; Scorpiones; Buthidae. The transcript has 4 exons. The record is from RefSeq and is a predicted model, not a curated record.